Molecule: messenger RNA, 1826 nt
Organism: Ornithodoros turicata
Lineage: Eukaryota; Metazoa; Arthropoda; Arachnida; Ixodida; Argasidae
Product: neurofilament heavy polypeptide-like
Exons: 3
Coding region: 80-1603 (507 amino acids)
Source: RefSeq, a predicted model, not a curated record
CCCAUGAACAGCGUCAUGUGAAGCACGCGCAUUGGAACAGCAUCUGUCGGCAGGCGGGCGAUCACCAUCUAGCCCAGCCAUGUCCAAGGGAAGUGCUGAAAAGACCAAAAAAGCCGACGAUAAAAAGAGUCCCGUCAAAAGUGGCGAAAAGACACCGGAAAAGGUCGAAAGCCCGGACGGCGAAAAAUCCGAAAAAGGCUCCUCGGAGGAGAAAACUGGAUCAAAGAUCGAGAAAAGUGGCGAGAAGACAGGAUCCAAGAUCGAGAAAAGUGGCGAGAAGUCAGGAUCCAAGAUCUUGAAAAGUGGCGAGAAGACAGGAUCCAAGAUCGAGAAAAGUGGCGAGAAAUCUGGCUCGAAGAUCGAGAAAAGCGGCGAGAAGAGUGGAUCGAAGAUCGAGAAAAGUGCCGAGAAAUCUGGCUCCAAGACCGAGAAAAGCGGCGAGAAAUCUGGGUCGAAAAUUGAGAAGAGCGGCGAGAGAUCUGGAUCCAAGACCGAGAAAAGCGGUGAGAAAUCUGGAUCCAAGAUCGAGAAAAGUGGUGAGAAAUCUGGAUCCAAGAUCGAGAAAAGCGGUGAGAAAUCUGGAUCCAAAAUCGAGAAAAGUGGCGAGAAAUCUGGAUCCAAAAUCGAGAAAAGCGGCGAGAAGACAGGAUCCAAGAUCGAGAAAAGUGGUGAGAAAUCUGGAUCCAAGAUCGAGAAAAGCGGUGAGAAAUCUGGAUCUAAAAUCGAGAAAAGUGGCGAGAAAUCUGGAUCCAAGAUCGAGAAAAGCGGCGAGAAGACUGGAUCCAAGAUCGAGAAAAGCGGCGAGAAGACUGGAUCCAAGAUCGAGAAAAGCGGCGAAAAAAGUGGCUCCAAGACCGAGAAGAGUGGCUCCAAGACCGAGAAGAGUGGCUCCAAGACCGAGAAGAGUGGUUCCAAAACAGAGAGGAGUGGUGAAAAGACAGAGAAAACUGAGAGGAGUGGUGAGAAGACUGAGAAAACUGAAAGGAGUGGUGAGAAGACUGAGAAAACUGAAAGGAGUGGUGAGAAAACAGAGAAAACUGAGAGGAGUGGUGAGAAGACUGAGAAAACUGAAAGGAGUGGUGAGAAGACUGAGGAGAAAUCCGAGAAGAGUGCUGAGAAAAGUGCCGGUGAUGGGGCUAAAGUGCGGCAGGACUCUGGUCUGGAAGGCCUUGCGGCCCUCCCGGAAAUGCACGCUCUUAGGCUCAUGUACGACAACGCUAUGCUACACGUGAAAAACCGUCAACUCCAAUGGCUGAUGUCGGAGCUGAAACAGGAGCACCUUGUCACUCUCCAACUGGUUGCUCAACUGCGGAAACGUCGUGGCGUCGGUGCAAUGAAGGUGAACACCGCCGACAAAGCUGUUUCGGCCACAUUGCUGGUGGGUGAUACAGAAGCUCACUUGGACGCGGAUUCCCGUUAUGCGAAUCUGCCCUCCGUCACUGUGAAUAUUGAAGAUAAAGGAGUCACUGCAGACAGCAUCUACGGCAGGCCAUCCACCAAAUCCACACAGAAGAAAUGUAAACAUAUUAUGGCAGGAGUUCAGGACGACGUCAACUGGGAAGAACUGCAGUCCUGUCUUCUACCUGCAUUCUAUACUUUUUAAAGCUUUUGAUUUAUCCACCGCAAUAUCUCUUUUGAUCAAUGGAUUUAUAUGAAUUCCCUUUGUUUUUGACAAUUUCAAUAACCAUUUGAGACGGAACAUUGAAUAAAUAAUACUCUUUAGAAAGACGCCACCGUCAACGUCCAGCGGUAGAGCACGCUUUACGGAAGCGCUUUUAAAGCGUCUUGUGAUGAAGACAACCCAAUAAAUUUUCUUUCAACUUGCC